Molecule: messenger RNA, 1404 nt
Organism: Orbilia oligospora ATCC 24927
Lineage: Eukaryota; Fungi; Ascomycota; Orbiliomycetes; Orbiliales; Orbiliaceae
Exons: 1
Coding region: 1-1404 (467 amino acids)
Molecular function (GO): histone deacetylase activity
Source: RefSeq, a predicted model, not a curated record
AUGGUCGUGAAGACCUAUGAUACCUUUCCCUCCGACCCUCGCGAUGAACCGCCGCCAAGCGGACCUCCAACCUUGACCGUCGACGACAAGACUCUAGGCUAUCGCCAGCUCUUCACCGUCAAAGACAGCUCCAAAGUCAAAGUGUCCUACCAUCACAACCCCGCCGCCGAUGAACACCAUUUCGGAGCCACACAUCCCAUGAAACCAUGGCGUCUGACCCUCACGAAUCAGCUCGUAUUAGGCUAUGGCAUGCACCAUCUCAUGGACGUCUAUGUUCCCCGCCGAGCCUCCGAGGAUGAACUCGCCGACUUUCACAGUACCGACUACCUCGAAUUCCUUCGCCGUGUGACUCCUCAUAACACCGAUACUUUCUCUAGCGAUAUGAUCACAAAGUACAAUAUUGGCGAUGACUGUCCCAUCUUCGACGGAAUGUAUGACUUCGGCUCACUCUACGCUGGCGCUAGUCUUGACGGUGCCAGGAAACUCAUCAACCAUCAAUCGGACAUUGCUAUCAACUGGUCUGGCGGACUCCACCAUGCCAAGAAGUCAGAGGCUUCGGGGUUCUGCUACAUCAACGAUAUUGUCCUCGCCAUCCUCCAACUCCUCCGUCACCACCCUCGUGUCUUAUACAUCGACAUAGACGUCCACCACGGUGAUGGCGUAGAACAGGCAUUCUGGUCCACAGAUCGAGUCAUGACUCUCUCCUUCCAUAAGUAUGAUCCUAAGGAGUUCUUCCCUGGUACAGGAGGUUUCGAUGAUAUCGGCGCUGGAAACGGAAAGCACUAUGCCUUAAACGUGCCCCUCAAAGACGGAAUAGACGAUAAUAGCUAUAUUCUCCUUUUCAAAUCUAUCUCAGAAGCCGUUCUUCUCUCCUACCGCCCAUCAGCUAUCGUCCUUCAGUGUGGUGCCGACUCCCUGGGGUGUGACCGUCUAGGCUGUUUCAACCUAAACAUCAAAGCCCACGGCGCCUGCGUAGACUUCAUAAAAUCGUUUAAUUUACCUUUAUUAGUACUAGGCGGCGGAGGAUACACUCCUAGGAAUGUAUCCCGUCUGUGGGCUUACGAAACGGGGUUGUGUCUAAACCUUGAACUCGAUAAUAAAUUACCAGCCUCGCAGUAUGCAGACUGGUGGAAACCGGAUUAUACACUCCAUCCUGAUCUUGCAACCACUAAGCACGAGAACAAGAACACGAGAAAACACCUGGAGUUAGCGAGACAGAAGGUUUUGGAGCAACUAAGAUAUUUGAAGGGAGCACCAAGCGUACAGAUGCAAGAGAUCCCGCCGGAUAUUGGGGGGGUUAGUAUGGAUGUUGAAGAUAGAAUUAAGGAGGAGAAGGCAGAAUUGGAGUCGGAGAGGAAGAAGGCAGAAAAGGGUGGGUUGAAGGGUGGGGAAUUAUUCACCUAA